ACUUCCCUUAUUUUUUUUUUUUAGAAAGGCAGAUAUCCUCGUCUGCUAGACCCGAUACUUUUACCGGUAUCGGUAUCUUCCAGUACGAGGGUUUACGACUGAUAGUCACCAUUCCUUUCGCCAGAGGCAUUUUCCUCCUUUCCCUCUCUUUCCGCCCUCCCUAGCAGCCCUUCAAGGCUUUGCUGGACCCUACCCUCUGGCUGUGUGCCACUUUCUCCCGACUCGUUAAGGGCCUUCUCUCUCAGGCGGACAUCCCCCCCUGUUCGUCUGGGCAGCAGAUAGUGCUUCCUAGGCUUUCUUGUCUACGGUCCACGAAUCGAGCGCGUCGCUUCACUGCACAUCUCCAAUUCAUAUCAUUGCCAUCAGUUCGCCUCUUCAUCUGUUAAUUAGUCAAGAUGGUUUACAUCGGGAUUCCCAAGAACUAUACGCAGUCCCCAUCUUCGUUUAUGGCGACCCCCUCUCUGACCAUUAACCAUGAGGUGACACAGGAUCUUGAUUCCACCAACGCCUUCGAAGGACCCGAGAAGCUUCUAGAGGUUUGGUUUGCCCCAUCCGCCAAUGAAUUGGGCUCGUCUCAACCAACCGGACUAAAGGCAGUGCCGGAGGAGGUCUGGAAGGACAUGCUGGAUCUCGUCAAUUGCCAGGUGCUUUCCAUUGUCUCGUCUGAGGACGUCGAUGCCUACCUUCUGUCAGAGUCCAGCAUGUUCGUCUGGCCUCACAAGCUCAUCCUGAAGACAUGUGGCACCACCACUUUGCUCUCUGGGCUGCCCCGCAUUCUCGAGAUUGCUGCUCUGUUCGCCGGUUUCCCCAAGUCCGCGGCUCCUUCCGGUGGGGUUGGUAUUGCAGCUGCCCCGUACCGUGUGUUCUACAGUCGCAAGAACUUCCUGUUCCCUGACCGCCAACGUGGUCCCCACCGCAGUUGGCGGGACGAAGUGCGAACUAUGGACAGGCUCUUCUUGAAUGGCAGCGCCUACAUGAUUGGCAAGAUGAACGGCGAGCAUUGGUACCUGUACCUGACCGAACCCAACACCUUGCUCACACCUCCGGCCAGCCCUAAGGGUGAUGAGGAGGUCACGGAGACCAAGUUUCUCCAGAUCCCAGAAGGUGGUUUGCCUCAGGGAGAUGACGCCAAUGAUGAGACGCUUGAGGUGCUGAUGACCGACUUGGACGAAGAGAAUGCGAAGCAGUUCUAUCUUGAAAAUGCCACCGCUGUCGCUGAGAAGCGCUACCGCAACUUUGACAAGGAUAACAACGACCAUGUCGACGUGUUCAGCAACAACUCAGACAUGGAUCUAGAGGACACGGAUGGAACCCGCAUUUUGCCACCGGAACUGACCACGGAAGGCCACGCCUUGGGAACUGUUGUUUCCGAGUCGUGUGGCCUUUCGGAUGUUUAUUCUAAAGAGAAGUUCCCCGAGUCGCGCAUUGAUGCCUACCUGUUUACUCCUUGCGGCUUCUCAGCUAACGGCGUCAUCCCGACUCCGGACCCAAAGGCCAAUACCCACUACUUCACGGUGCAUGUGACGCCCGAGCCCCACUGCUCCUAUGCGUCCUUCGAGACCAAUGUUCCACAUUCGCAGAAUGGCCAGACCACUGCGGGUAUUGUGAAGCAGGUGGUGAAUAUCUUCAAGCCGGGUCGCUUCACUGUGACUCUCUUUGAAAACAAGCCCAGUGAUACCGAGCUGAGCGGCAUCGGCGAGGCCAAGUACAUCGAACGGCAGGCGGCCCGUCGGAAGUCUCAGAUGGAGCACAUCGAAGGAUAUCGUCGUGUGGAUCGCAUCGUUCACGAUUUGGAUGGUUAUGAUCUUGUCUUCCGCUACUAUGAGCGGCUUGAUUGGAAAGGGGGGGCCCCUCGGCUCGGAGAAGAGCGCAUCUAAGGGGCGUCAAUUCAUCCGUCGUGCGAUCUGUUGAUUCAUCGGAAUUGAAAUCGCUUUGUUAUUACUGCCUUUUACCCACCGUGUCUGUUUAUUGCUUCGUUGGAUUAUUACAGAGCCAGUUUUGUUGAGUUUUUGCUGUUUCAAGCUACUGUUCUGACGUUCAUUGAGUACUUAUCUCGGCCUGAAUGGUUUUUCGGUUAAACAAUUUAUCAUUUGG
This is a messenger RNA of Aspergillus caelatus, 2094 nucleotides long. Its product is annotated as adenosylmethionine decarboxylase SPE2. NCBI's taxonomy places the organism in Eukaryota, Fungi, Ascomycota, Eurotiomycetes, Eurotiales, Aspergillaceae. Gene Ontology annotation, biological process: spermidine biosynthetic process; spermine biosynthetic process. Gene Ontology annotation, cellular component: cytosol. The record is from RefSeq and is a predicted model, not a curated record. Gene Ontology annotation, molecular function: adenosylmethionine decarboxylase activity. The coding region runs from base 396 to 1877 and encodes 493 amino acids. The transcript has 2 exons.